This is a messenger RNA of Lytechinus variegatus (green sea urchin), 941 nucleotides long. RefSeq lists its product as uncharacterized. Lineage: Eukaryota; Metazoa; Echinodermata; Echinoidea; Temnopleuroida; Toxopneustidae. The coding region runs from base 1 to 741 and encodes 246 amino acids. The transcript has 6 exons. The record is from RefSeq and is a predicted model, not a curated record.
AUGAUUACUACUGCUGCACAAACUACAACCAAAGAGACAACAGCAGAUGUGCCUACCUCCUCAGUAACUACAUCAACAGAAUAUACAACAGGCAUGACGGGAAAAGCAGAAUAUUCAUCAACGCAAGCAGAAAACGAUACUUCCCACUCCAGCACCCAACAAGUUUGUCACCCGAACCCUUGUAAUAAUGGAGGGAGUUGCCUGGAAACUCCCGAAGGCUUUCAGUGUGACUGUCCGACAGAAUUUUACAAUUCAACAUGCUCUUGCCAAGUGAUCUACACUGAGGAUACACAAUUCCACCUUGACAACAUAAAUCACACAAUUCCCGAUAUACAUAUUCCACAAGGUGUGAUGUCAUUUGCAUUCGAAGUCAGCGCUGAUAGCAACGCGUUCAUCGGACUUUCUGGUUAUGCCGAUCAUCAUCAUGUAUACGAGAUAGGUAUCGGCAUGUGGGAUAAUACCGGGGGAGCUAUCCGUCUGUGCGAUUGGAGCCAUUGGGAACCUACUUGCAGCUCAAAGGCCCGUCGUGACAAUGAUCCAGCGGCAAUGGCACUAUCCGGAAUCCCAGCGUACGACCGCUUCGAAAUCUCCUUCGCUAACGGUCACAUUCAGCUUUUUCGCGAAGGCCACAGCGGACCUCUGAUGCAGUGGCAUCAUUCAGGUCCGCUGGAUGUUUACUUCAUUUAUGUUUUUUCUGUCAAUGGAUCUCGCGGGUACUGGAAAUUCCCGUUAAUGUGUUAAAAAAUAAAUGGUCGGCCAUCAUUUAAGCGUAUAUCCGAUUGUACCAUUUUACUAGUAUUUCAAAGUCAGGCCAACGAAACCGCCUUUUGUUCCAUGAAAGGACAAAGUUCUGAUAGCUGAAACGUAAAGCGUGUAACAGCUGAUCGGCUAAAAAAGGGCAAUUAUGUUACGUUACUGUAGAGUGCUGAUACCCUUUUUAC